This is a messenger RNA of Pichia membranifaciens NRRL Y-2026, 1457 nucleotides long. RefSeq lists its product as hypothetical. Lineage: Eukaryota; Fungi; Ascomycota; Pichiomycetes; Pichiales; Pichiaceae. The record is from RefSeq and is a predicted model, not a curated record. The transcript has a single exon. The coding region runs from base 95 to 1408 and encodes 437 amino acids.
GUUGAGGCCACCGUCGCCUGGACGGGUGGGCGGGCGCGCGGAGGAAAGAGAGAGGCGGGGCCGCCCGCGCGCCAGCGCCAGCGCCACCGGCGGCAUGUUUUCACGUCGGGUGUUGAUCUUGCAUACUGCUACAUCGGUGUACAUGCUAGACGGCGGCGAGCUUCACGAGGACCAGGACGCUGUCGGAGGCCCCGGCGCCAGCGGCGGCGGCGGCGGCGGCGCCGUCGUCCUGCGGCCCCGGGACCGGCAUGUUCUUGUACACGUCGUCGCUGCACCCGCACACGACAUGCUCCACGCCCGCCCGCCGCCACGAGGCCGUCCGCACGACGUUGAAGGGCAGCCCGCGGCACAGCUUGACCCGCUUCUUCGACGCCACGUCCCACAGACAGAUGCUGCCGCCCGUGCUGAUUUUGCGGGCGCCGCCCGCGUCUGCGCCCGCCCCGUCCUCGCCGCCCGCUUCGCCGCCCCCGUAGCCCGCCGUGAGCAAGUACCGCCCGACGGUGCCGAGCGAGUACACCGGCCGCACAAGCACGGUGCUCGCCGAGAGCCGCGACCGGUGCGCCUUGAAGAUGAAGCGCUGCGGCGCGGCGCCAGCAACGACAAUCCCGGCCGGGUUUGUGCACGAGGACGACACGGGCGCCGUGGUCGCCGCCGUCGUCACCGUCACCGUCGGCUCUGUCUGCGGCUCGAUCUCCGUCGUCAGCACCGCCACCUUCCCCUCGAGCCCGGCCUGCGCGUACACGAGCCGGUGCGGCGGCUGCACAACGCUGUCCGCCGCCGGCGCAAGGAUCCGCAAAUCCGUCGUCACCGGGUACUUGAAGCCCGCCUGCUGCGUCGCCAGCGGCACGAGCCGCCGACACGACACAUCCAGCAGCCGGUUCUCCCCACUGCCGAGCGCAGCGACAACGUAGCCGGCGCACACGUCGAAGCGCUGCAGCUUCGCGCCCAGCGCCGCCGUAUCGAGCGCCGCCAGGUCGGGCACGCUGUGCAACGCAAGCGUGCCGGCGGACGUGCCCAGCACAAGUACGCCGCCGGCGUCGUCCCCCCGCGCGUGCACAUACAUGCCGGCCUCAGCGGGGCCCAGUGCCAGCGAGGGCACCGGCCGCACGUCGUAGGCGGCGGCGCCUCCGGGGCCGCCGCCGCCUGGAGCGUCUGCCGCGGCCGGGCUCACCGCCGUCACCGUCCGCGGGUGCACGACAAGCAUCUUCUCCUCCAAACACACGACCGCCACGACCGGCUCGGCAAACCGCCGCCGCCAUGGCAGCGUGGCACCGCCGAGCGGGCGUCCGGGCAGGUCCGCGUAGAUGCAUACCUCCCCAAGCACCGACGCUACGACAAGCGCCCCGAGCGUGCUGCUGUGUUCCACCGCCGUAAUGAAGCCCUUGGGCGGGUCGGUCAAGUUCUCUGAAUCAUGUUAGUACCCCGUUCGCUGGUCCCCGACACCGGACAGCCCGCAC